Molecule: messenger RNA, 1251 nt
Organism: Canariomyces notabilis
Lineage: Eukaryota; Fungi; Ascomycota; Sordariomycetes; Sordariales; Chaetomiaceae
Product: WD40 repeat-like protein
Exons: 2
Coding region: 1-1251 (416 amino acids)
Molecular function (GO): protein binding
Source: RefSeq, a predicted model, not a curated record
AUGUUGGAGAAUCUCUGCACCCUCCCGCUGUCGGCGGACCUCUUCACCCAGGUCUCGCAUCCUUCCAAGCCGAUCCUCACAGUUGGCCUGUCUAGCGGCCGGGUUGAGAGCUUUCGCUUACCCAGCGAAGAUGACGAUGAAGGCGGCCAGAGCAGUAGCACAAGUAGCGGGAAGGGGUUGAUCAAGAGCGUUUGGAGCACCCAUCGCCACAAAGGAAGCUGCCGCUAUCUUGCCUACAGCCACGACGGAGAGGCCCUCUACUCUGCCGGCACGGACUCUGUCGUCAAGCACUUCUCGCCCGAGACCGGUCUUGUCAUAUCCAAGAUUGGCCUCCCCCCUCGCAACAGCUCCACCAGCACCACCGACUGCCCAGCGAUCCUCCACGUUCUCUCUCCUCAAACACUUCUCCUCGGUACCGACUCGGGCGCGCUUUACAUCUUCGAUCUCCGCGAGAAUGGGAGCCUGGACCCCAAGCCCGUGCGCAAGCAUGUCCCGCACGCCGACUACAUUUCCAGCAUCACCCCGCUCCCGGCCUCUUCCGAGAGCACUUCUGGUUUUCCGAAGCAGUGGGUAUCGACGGGCGGGACGACACUGGCAGUGACGGAUCUCAGGCACGGGAUCGUCACAACCUCAGAGGACCAGGAGGACGAGCUGCUGUGCUCAACCAUCAUCCCGAGCGGACUCGGGCCGAAACGCAUGCGGAGCAACGCGGUGGUGGCGGUGGGCACCGGGGGCGGCGUGUUGACGCUCUGGGACCGCGGGGCGUGGGACGACCAACAGGAGCGCAUCUACAUCGCAGGGGGUAAGAGUCGGCGGGAUGCGGACAGCCUCGACGCCAUUGUGCGCGUUCCGGACGAGCUUGGAUAUGGUAAGGAGGUUGUUGUUGGCGUUGGAGACGGCAGCAUGGCUGUUGUCGACCUGAGGCGACGCGAGGUGCAGGCUGUGUUGAAGCACGACGAGAUCGAAGGCGUCUCCGCGCUAACGUUUGAUUACCAAAACCGGUUGAUCAGCGGUGGCGGCAGGACGGUCAAGGUUUGGGCCGAGUCGAGACUUGGCGAUCUCGAUGACGAGGAAGAAAAUAAUGGGACUGGAGAAAUCGGCAUCAAGAGGGCCGCGGACAGCGAUGACGAUUCAGACGAGGGCAGUGACAGCGAGGAGGAACGUCCCGUCAAGGAGAAGCAGUCCAAGAAGAAACGGAGGAAAGAGCGCGGCGCUCAAGGAAGGAACGUGGCCUUCCCAGGCUUGGACUAA